AUGACUACUGUGAUGAUAACAUCUGAAAUGGAUGCGGCUCUGGCCUUGUUGGAAUUACACAGGAAUAAUUAUGUGAAAGUAAAUACCCGACCAAUAGCCAAUAUGGAUGGGCCAGUUCAUAUUGCAACAAUGAUUAACGGUUGCAUAACUUCCAAGAAUUCGCAUUCACCGAGUACUAGCCCUAAAGAUAAAACAACCGCUGAACAAAAAUCGUGGAUGGUGUCGCCAGAAAGGAAAAUACGAAAAACCAGUCCAGUCCCCAAGGAGAAAAUAAAAUACGAAGUAGCAACCCAAACGGAUAUCGAAAUAGGUAUACCUAAAAAAGAAAAAUUGGAAAAAGUAAUUAAACAAUUACAUUCCAAAAUCGAAGAACUGGAAGCGGAACUUAAAACCAGAGAGCCAGAGACCCUUUCAGUUCCAGACCCAUUAGAACAAAGGACAGACUGUUCGAGUGAUGACUACUUCAGACCACAGCAGAGGAGGCGAUCGCAUAAACAAAACAGAAAUUUGACAGUCACCACUGACUUCAGUUCAAUUGGAGAUUACGAUUCUACAUUUAAUAAAGAUGAAGAUACUAUAGAGAAUGAUGUAAAGCGAAUAAAAGCUUCGACGCCGAUAAAUACUGUUAAAAAUAAUAAAGACAAGGUGCCUAUUGGAGACGGAAACGCUGUGGUCCCAGCCAGGCUUCUUAAGCAUAUGGAUUGGACUUCAUACACAAACGCUACAAGGAAACUACUAACUGCUGUAUUUUCGAGAAAAGUACUGGCGACCUACUCUUUAACUGGAAAACCUUCACCAGCAUUUCCAGACAAACCUGCUAAAAAGAAGCUAGAUCCAAUGUUGGUAAAUGACAUUGUGCAAACGGUCGUAGAAAAAUGUUGCGUCCCCGAAAAGGUUGUCAGAGUACUAGCAACCCACUUUUUUACUGGAAAACCUUCACCAGCAUUUCCAGACAAACCUGCUAAAAAGAAGCUAGAUCCAAUGUUAGAAAAUGACAAUUUGCAGACGGUAGUAGAAAAGUGUUGCGUCCCCGAAAAUGUUGUCAAGUAUAAUAAGAAAAUGCGAUAA
Danaus chrysippus (African queen) is the source of this 1068-nucleotide messenger RNA. The record is from the annotation of a GenBank genome assembly. Lineage: Eukaryota; Metazoa; Arthropoda; Insecta; Lepidoptera; Nymphalidae.